This is a messenger RNA of Lucilia sericata (common green bottle fly), 3329 nucleotides long. RefSeq names its product trichohyalin-like. The transcript has 2 exons. Bases 144 to 3152 code for a protein of 1002 amino acids. NCBI's taxonomy places the organism in Eukaryota, Metazoa, Arthropoda, Insecta, Diptera, Calliphoridae. The record is from RefSeq and is a predicted model, not a curated record.
UUCGAACGAAAGGAUUACCAAAGUGGUAUAACCGCAAUAUAAAUAAAAAAAGAGUUUUAAGCAAGACUACUGUACAGAAGAUAAAUCUUAAAUUUCCAACAAAAACUCUGUAAUCAAUUGAAAAGAAAAUAAGUCGAGUCACAAUGUUAUUUGGUUCUUGGCAGUUGAAAACAACUAUCUAUGUUCUAUUUUUGGCUUCGUGUGUAGGUCAGGAACUAUUUCGUGCUUGUGAUCGUGAUUAUUGUUUUGAACGUUCUGUCGAGAGCCGCAAAGAAGGUCUAAAUGUGGAUAAUCGUCGAGAAGAUCUAACUCUAAAUGAACUCCGUCAACGCCAGAGCAAAUGUGGUGUACGUCGUGAAACUUUAAGGCGAUUAGAUGACCGAGAUCUGAUCAGACACUCAAAUGAGAACCGCGAUCGUCCUCAGACUUUACGAAAAUUUAAUGAACACGAUGAAACUAAACGUGAACGAACAGAACGUUAUGAAAAUUUAAGUCGUUCUGAAAAUAACCGUGAAGAAACUCGUGAAAGCAAACAGAAUAAUAUGGAAAAUCGAAACAAAUUACGACGAUUGAACGAACUUGAAGCUCAAUAUGAUGCAAACAAACGGUCAGAAAACAACCGUGAAAAGCGUCUUGAACGUGAAGAUCAACGUGACCUCAACAGACGUUCAGUAGUUUCUCGCGAUUCCCAAAGGAAACAUGAACCAAGUCAACGUCGUGAUGAAAAUAAACGAGAACGUAUAGAACGCCAUGAUAUCUCAAGAAUUAGCAGACAUUCAGAGGACAAUCAUAAAGUACUUUAUGCUGAACGUGACAUUAGAAGCCGUGUUGAUGAACGUCAAGAUUCCCAAAGGCGACUUGAUGACCGUGAAUCUCAACGUGAUGUUAACAGCAAUUUAGGCGACACUCGUUUUUCAGAUGAACGUCUUUCCCAAAGAAAAUGGAAAUCAAUAGAACGUUUAGAUAAUAAUAAACGCGAAGAUACUCGACAGUCUCGGCGUAUACAUCAGCGUCUCUCCAAAAGGGAACGUGAGUUCACACAACGUCGUGAUGAAAAUAAACGGGAGCGUGAAGAACGUCAUGAACUUUUAAGACGACUAAAUGAUCGUGAAGCUCAACGAGAAAGUAAUAGGCUUUCAGAAGAAAACCAUGAACGAGUAGAUCGAGUUGAAUCUUUAAGACGAAUUGAUGACCGCAGACAAGUUCAGCUUGAUAUUAGCAGACGUACAGAAGAGAACCAUGGACAACGUCAAAUUGACAAUCGUGAAACCCAUCGUAAUGUUGAAAGACGAGCAGAUAAUACUUUUCAGUCUCGACGUAUAGAUGAACGUCUCUCCCAAAGGAAACGUGAGUUAACACAACGUCGUGAUGAUAAUAAACUGGAACGGAAAGAACGCCAUGAAAUAUCAAGACGGCUUAGUGAGCGUGAAAUCCAACGAGAGUUUAACAGACAUUUAGAAGACAACAAUGAGGAACGAAAAGCUCAGCGUGAUGCUAGAAGGCGUGCAGAUGAUACUCGUGAAUCUCUUAGAAUUGAUGAAGGACUCUCUGAAAGGGAACGUGAAGCAACACAACGUCGUGAUGAAAAUAAACGAGAACGUGAUGAACGUGUAGAACGACAUGAACGGCAAGAAACUAUAAGAUUUAAUGAUCGUCAAUUAGAACAAAAUAGCCGUGAAGUACAACGUGAUGUUAACCGACGUUCAGAUGAUAUUCACCAGUCUCGACGUAAAGAUAUUCAGAAACCUUCACAAAGAGAACGGGAAUCAAGCCAACGUCGUGAUGUAAAUAAAAGAGAACGAGUAGAACGUUACGAAACUUUGAGGCGACUUGAUGAGCGUGAAGAUGAACGUAGUACCACCAGACGUUUAGAAGACUCUCGUGAAUCUCGACGUAAUAGUAAGGUACAUGAACAGAGGGAACAAAGUGAUAUUAGCAGACAUAUUGAUAAUACCCAUGAUUCUCGAGAAGAACGGGAAGUAAGACAGAAUCGUCGCCAAAAUGAAAACGAAUCUUUGAAGCGUGAAUCACUACGACAAGAAAACAGACGUUUAGUAGAUAAUCGCAAGGAACGUCAAGAAGAUUUAAAACAAUUAGAUGUACGUGUUGAUAUUAGGCAUUCUGAUAGUACUCCUGAAUUUGAAGGCUUAAUUGAAACUAGACGUGAACGACAAGAACGUGGAGAAACUUUAAGACGAAUUGAUGAUCGUGAAGCUUAUCGUGACUUCCGCAGAAUAUCAGAAGACAAACGCGAAGACCGUCGAGAAUCUUUAAAACAAUUGGAUGAACAACGUACGGAUGAUAGAAGACCUGAAAGCAGUAGACGUUUGGAUGACAAACGCGAAGAUCAACGUGAUAUCAACAGAAUUUCGAAAGACAAUCGUGAAGAACGUCAUGAAACUUUAACACGAUUUGAUGAUCGUCAAACCGAACGAGCUGUAAGCAUGCGUUUAAAUGCUAUUCUUAAAUCUGAACGUGUCUCACAAAAGGAACGAGAAGAAAUAGAAACCCGCGAAACCUUAAACCGAUUUGAUGAUCGUCAAUCCGAGCGUGAAGUUACCAGACGUUCAAAAGACAUCAGCGAAGAUCGUCAAUUUAGACAAGAAGCUCAACGUGAAGUUAUUAGGCAUUCAGAGGAUGACACCCGUGAUUCUCCGCGCACUGAUAAACGUCUUUCUCUAAACGAACGAGAACGAGUUGAAAGUUAUGAAACUUUGAAACGAUUUGAUGACCAUGAAACUGAACGAAAAGUAAAUCUACGUUUACAGGAACGACUUUCCCAAAGAGAACGAGAAAUGGGACGUCAAAACGAAGAGCAAGAACAUAGAGGAGAACGUGUGUUACGGCAAGAACAAAAUUCUAGUGUUUUCCAAAUGGAAUUUGAAAAUAGACGAAACAAUGUUUUAGAACCUAAUACCGAGCGUACAUUUAUACUCAAACCAAAUAAUGAUAAUAACAAUCAACGUAAUUACCGCUAUAUCGAAGAUGACUAUGCUGUGAAACCAACUGUUUUCCUCAAAAAUAGCUACUUGUUCUUGGGUCAAGGUAUGAUCUUGGCAUUUGUAAUUAUGAAAACUCUUAAUGACAAAGAUAAUUUAAAAAACCAAUUACCCCAAAAACUACGUGCGGCUGUUGAUAUGAUAGGUUUUUAAGGAAAUGGAAUAUGUACAAUUGAAAUUCUACUCAACUUGGCAAUGGAACAAAUACUGUAUAUAAUAUAUUAGAGAAAUCAAAGACAAAAAAUGUGUACCUAAAAGCAAGAUUAUUUUAUUUAAAUAAAUAUAUUAUGAAAAACUUAUAAAUUUAAUCCCCAUACAAAUAAUUUUGUG